UGGCCCCCGCCAAGAAGAUAAUCGCAACUCGGUCGGUUGGUCACGACUUUGGCGCGGGGGUGGUCGGAGGUCGGUCCUGAAGAGUUGCACCUUUGCUCUGCUGUUGCGAUUGACUGCAGCACCCGGCCUCAGCAGCAGCAGCAGCACUUUGGAAAAUUGAAAAGCCUCUUCAGUAGCGCAUUUGGGCUGCUUCCGUUCGCAGCUGCUUUGGACGGUGGCGGCGAAUCUCUUGGUGUGGCCUUUUCUGCCUUUUUUUGCGACGACCGGUUCCGUCCAUCCCUCGGGAGUGUGUGUAUGUGUGUUUGAACGACUUUUUGACGACCGUGGAAGGAGUCAGCGAUUUUUUUUCCACCUUUUAACCACCAUUUGCGUGCGUGGAACCAUUUUGCGCGGUUUCCCCUCAAACCACCUCACCCACCUCUAGUUGGAUUAGUCGCGGAACCUCGGAAGAAGAGUUGGCAGGGUCGUCCUCUCGUGCAACCACCAACCGGGCCAUCGAAAAGUCCAGCCGGCGGCCGCCCGUUCCCAUGAUGGUUCCCUUGGACCCCAUGGGACCGGCCGUGGUGAACGGUGGCGGGGGGCCCGGGGGUGGUGGCGGUCGCGGGGGCGGAAAUGACGUGCCGUUGGGCUCCGGUGGGGGCAUUAAUACCAUCAGUAUUGCAACAGUUGGCGCGAACGCAUCACUUCGGCGGAGGGCAGACGAUGACUACAGGAACACACUGAUGAGAACUACAACCGUGCGCAAGUAUGCUGAGGAGGACACCAACGGGGAAGCUUCAACAUGCGGCCGGAUCCUCAUCUUUCUGUCCUGGGUCCUGGUGGUGCUAACGAUGCCCUUCAGCCUGCUGGUGUGCUUCAAGGUCGUCCAGGAGUACGAGCGCGCCGUUAUAUUCCGUCUCGGUCGUUUGAUGCAGGGCGGUGCCAAAGGCCCCGGUAUAUUCUUCAUCCUGCCCUGCAUUGAUGCCUACGCACGUGUCGAUCUGCGUACCAGAACUUAUGACGUCCCACCGCAGGAAGUACUCACCAAGGACAGCGUGACGGUGUCGGUGGACGCCGUCGUGUACUACCGGGUUUCGAACGCGACCGUCUCGAUUGCGAACGUCGAAAAUGCCCACCACUCGACCCGGCUGCUGGCCCAGACCACGCUCCGGAACACGAUGGGAACGCGCCACCUGCACGAAAUCCUCAGUGAGCGGAUGACCAUCUCUGGCAGCAUGCAGCUGUCGCUGGACGAGGCCACCGAGGCGUGGGGCAUCAAGGUGGAGCGGGUUGAAAUCAAGGACGUCCGCCUGCCCGUCCAGCUGCAGCGUGCCAUGGCCGCCGAGGCGGAAGCCGCCCGUGAGGCCCGCGCGAAGGUGAUCGCCGCCGAGGGUGAGCAGAAAGCGUCCCGGGCCCUCCGGGAGGCGUCGGAGGUAAUCGGCGACUCGCCGGCGGCCCUACAGCUGCGUUACCUCCAGACCCUGAACACCAUCUCGGCGGAGAAGAACUCCACCAUCGUGUUCCCGCUGCCAAUCGACAUUCUGACCUACUUUAUGAAAUCGAAGGAAACGUACGCGGCGUCCCACUCGUAAGUCGGGGGGACGUCCACGUCACCGGCGCCUCAGCCGCCACCACCACCGUCGAAGCCGUCCCAGCGAAGAACGCCCCCGUCUUUCUUUUCGCCGGGAUUUGACCCUGCGGCGGAGGCGGCGGCGGCGUCGGCGGCAGCAGCGGCGGCAGGAGCUGGUUUUGGCCAGCAGCGAAAGCGGCGAAAACUGCUAAUAACCUACGGAGGCAAAGGAAGGAAAAUGAUGACGACGACGACGGCGGCGAGGAAAA
Molecule: messenger RNA, 1818 nt
Organism: Culex quinquefasciatus (southern house mosquito)
Lineage: Eukaryota; Metazoa; Arthropoda; Insecta; Diptera; Culicidae
Product: band 7 protein AGAP004871
Exons: 8
Coding region: 528-1571 (347 amino acids)
Cellular component (GO): plasma membrane
Source: RefSeq, a predicted model, not a curated record